CAGGGGCGGGGCCGCGCGCCUGUAGCCCGGGACUUUAAGGUCACCCGGAAGGCGGUGGGAUAGGCCCGGUCGGGACUGCGGGCGUGCGCGCUCCUCACCUCUAGCGUCCAGCGCGGGCGGCGCGCUCCGUGUCCCGCUCACCUGUGCGGAUUGCGUCGUAUCCGCUCGCCGCCGACCGCUGGCUAUGGCUGCCGCGGUGGGCGCCCGGCUCCUCCGCGCCGCCUCCGGGGCCCUGGGCAGUGCCCGCCGUGCCCGGCUGCUGCUUGGCGGUCCGUGCGCGGGGCCCAACCGGACUCUGAGCCUGUCGGCUGGCGCGCGGAGCAGCUCAGAAGAUAAAGUAACUGUCCACUUUAUAAACCGUGACGGUGAAACGUUAACAACCCAAGGAAAAGUUGGUGACUCCUUGCUGGAUGUUGUGGUUGACAAUAAUUUAGAUAUUGAUGGUUUUGGUGCUUGUGAAGGAACUCUGGCAUGUUCUACCUGUCACCUUGUCUUUGAAAAGCACAUCUAUGAGAAGUUGGAUGCAAUCACGGAUGAGGAGAAUGACAUGCUUGAUCUGGCAUAUGGACUGACAGAUAAAUCCCGAUUGGGCUGCCAGAUCUGUUUGACGAAGUCUAUGGACAAUAUGACAGUUCGGGUACCUGAAGUUGUGGCCGAUGCGAGACUGUCGAUUGAUCUAGGCAAGAAAUCCUAAGCCAAACUGAAGAUGUUUUUUCAAGAAAUCAGCCUAUUUUUAUAAUUAUUGUUUUUAAUGUUAAUGAGAUCCUGGAGAAAUGGGUUUUAUUAUAUCCAGCUUUAUUACUUUAAUUCACUUUGUAUAACGGCUUAAUUUUACAGUUUUGAAAGUGCAAUCUUUAUUUUUGGUUCAAUUAUAAAAAUCUUAUCAAAUAUCAGAAAAUAGUCUAAUAAAAUGUCAAGAUAUUUUACCUCAUUUAGAGACUUCAGAAGACUAUUUUCACAUAAUUCUUAACCCUGCUUGUUUAUAAGAGAAGUUUUGAAAAGGUUUUGUUACCACUGCUGCAUGUAAGUGAAGGUAGAGAUCUAAAAUGACUUAUCCAGAGCCAUACACCAAAUCUGCCUCUUCUUACCGCUAGUUUCAUAUUUCAGAUUGAAACUGGAAGAAUCAUGAAUAUCUAGCUAUAGCACAUAGUAAAUGUUCUAAAGUAAUUAAACUUAAUUGCGCUGUUAAACUGCUUCAUUCCAAAGGUAGUUAUUGUCUUAUGAAUAAAUACUCGAAAUUUU
Molecule: messenger RNA, 1242 nt
Organism: Sorex araneus (European shrew)
Lineage: Eukaryota; Metazoa; Chordata; Mammalia; Eulipotyphla; Soricidae
Product: adrenodoxin
Exons: 4
Coding region: 185-694 (169 amino acids)
Biological process (GO): positive regulation of oxidoreductase activity; P450-containing electron transport chain
Cellular component (GO): mitochondrion
Molecular function (GO): 2 iron, 2 sulfur cluster binding
Source: RefSeq, a predicted model, not a curated record